AGCCUUCAUGCCGAGGCCUGUCGGCGUUGCUGGCACCCUCAUCAGGUCCAGCCUCAAUCCCUGCUUUGUAAGCCCACACAUGAGUCCACAACCUGAUCUGCCUGUCAUCGUGAAGCUUCACAGUCUUGAGAAUCUAAAAGCCAUCAUCGUCCCUCAUACCCACCACCAUCACAAAGUUCCUCUCCAAAGCUAAUCGUAACCAUCAGCCUUUUCACCAGCCCUCCUAUCGUCUGGUUCAUGGCCUCAGAACAAGAGCCCUCGGCACAUCGUCCAAUACCCUGAAACGAAACCGGAAAAUAAAGCGGAACAUCACCUCAGGUGUUGUCCUUCUGGCCGGCGCGACAGCUGCAGUUGCCUCGUUGACCCCGACCAAGAACAAAAACAAUCAAGCCAUGUCGUCCAAACUCAUCCCUCAAAACCCGGACGAGGUCGUGGUUAUCCGCGACCUCACACCCAACAUCGUGACCUUUUCAGUACCUUUUCUCCGGUUCGGCAAAUUCCCUAUUGGUGGGCGUGGCACGUUGGUCCGUCUCUCCUCAGGCGUCCUCGCCGUCUUCUCCCCCGUAGCCCUCACCGAAUCCACCAAAGCCAAAGUAGCCUCACUAGGCGGCAACGUCCGCUACAUUAUCGCACCCGACAUCGAGCACCACAUCUUCCUCUCGGAAUGGGCGGCCGCCUACCCUGGCGCCAAGCUGAUCGGGCCCGAGGGCCUGCCCGAGAAGAGGCAAAAGGCGGCCCGGGACGAUGCCAAGAUUGGCAAGGAGCCCUUUGCCGUCGUCGUCACCAAGGAGAAUUGCAGGGAGAAAAUAAAAAUCGGCGACGACUUCGACGCCGACUUUGACCUAGAAUACGUCCACGUCCAUCCCAACAAGGAACUCGUCUUCCUGUACAAGCCCGACCGCGUCCUCAUCCAGGCCGAUCUCGUCUUCAACCUGCCCGCCGAGGAACAGUACUCGCGGGUGCCCGAGCAUCAAAAGCCCAAGCCUGGCGUGCUGGGCAAGCUGUUCAACAGCUUCCAGACGACGCAGGGCGACGCGAUGGGCAUGAAGAGGUUUCUGUGGCAUGUAAUCAGCCGGGCCGACCGGGAGGCGUUCAACGAGAGCGUGAUGAGGAUCGCGGGCUGGGAGUUCGACACGAUUGUGCCGUGCCAUGGCGAGACCAUGGUGGGGAAUGGGAAGGAGGUGUUUGAGAAGGUGUUUGCGUGGCAUUUGGAAGGGAAGCAUACGAGGAAGUGAGAGUGAGUGACGGUUGUUUUGAGGUCUGCAUCGACUUUAAAGCAGGAGUAGAAGCGUAGCUCCGCAUGGUAUGCGCCAUCAUUCUUUCUUGACCUAAUGUAUAAUUCCUGUUUGAUCAGGCAUAUGCAUGGUCCAGUACCGUGGUAUUUGAUGAGCCGCUCUUGGAAUUUGCGUUGCAUGGACGAAAUCAACAGCAUGGAGACGCUUGGACAAUUGAUCGACUGUGUACCUGUACCAAAGGAGCAUCGAUAACUGAUCGUGCUACCAGGUAAACGGCAAUGAUUGAAAGCAGGUGGACUAGAAUCUAGUCCGAUAGGAUAGCAUCGUAGACAAAAAUGUCAUUCCAGGAUUGGUC
Molecule: messenger RNA, 1590 nt
Organism: Parathielavia appendiculata
Lineage: Eukaryota; Fungi; Ascomycota; Sordariomycetes; Sordariales; Chaetomiaceae
Exons: 2
Coding region: 393-1235 (280 amino acids)
Source: RefSeq, a predicted model, not a curated record